AGUUCCUGAGGUAAAUAAGUGUGGGGGCUGGUCUCCCAUACUCUCCAGAAGACGAAAAGAGGAAACACAAGAAAAAGUAUCUGGUACAGAGCCCCAGUUCCUACUUCAUGCAUGUGAAAUGCCCAGGAUGCUAUAAAAUCACCACAGUCUUUAGCCAUGCACAAUCGGUAGUCUUGUGUGUUGGCUGCUCCACUGUCCUCUGUCAGCCUACGGGUUUUGAAAAAGCACGGCUGACAGAAGGAUGCUCCUUCAGGAGGAGGCAUCAUUGAAAACACCUGAUUCAAGAUGAGUGGGAACCAUCCCAAUAAACACAUUUUGCAUAUAUUAAAAAAUA
Messenger RNA from Peromyscus leucopus (white-footed mouse), 334 nucleotides. Its product is annotated as 40S ribosomal protein S27-like. The transcript has a single exon. The coding region runs from base 108 to 269 and encodes 53 amino acids. The record is from RefSeq and is a predicted model, not a curated record. Lineage: Eukaryota; Metazoa; Chordata; Mammalia; Rodentia; Cricetidae. Gene Ontology annotation, biological process: ribosomal small subunit assembly; translation. Gene Ontology annotation, cellular component: cytosolic small ribosomal subunit; ribosome. Gene Ontology annotation, molecular function: RNA binding; structural constituent of ribosome.